AUGAAUUUCUAUCAUGAUCAGACUGACUCACAAGAGAAUAAUGAUCAAAUUAUAGAUGAAGUAUUGGAAGAUAUAUCAGAAGUAUUGGAAACAAUAAUAUCUAUCUUAGACCAACAGACUGUUAUUGAAGAAAGAUGGAUAAUGUUAGCAAAUAUUAAAUAA
Molecule: messenger RNA, 162 nt
Organism: Ambispora leptoticha
Lineage: Eukaryota; Fungi; Glomeromycota; Glomeromycetes; Archaeosporales; Ambisporaceae
Source: the annotation of a GenBank genome assembly